Molecule: messenger RNA, 1431 nt
Organism: Cololabis saira (Pacific saury)
Lineage: Eukaryota; Metazoa; Chordata; Actinopteri; Beloniformes; Belonidae
Gene: zmynd10
Product: zinc finger, MYND-type containing 10
Exons: 12
Coding region: 1-1299 (432 amino acids)
Biological process (GO): inner dynein arm assembly; motile cilium assembly; outer dynein arm assembly
Cellular component (GO): centriolar satellite; cytoplasm
Source: RefSeq, a predicted model, not a curated record
AUGACUACUUCGGUUAUUGAGCCGUUUGAAGUCAAAGGAUUUGUACAAAGUCUGGAAACUUUCUCCCUCAAGGAGUUGGGCUCUGCGAGAUGGUUCAAACAGCACGAACAUAUUGAAAAACUUAACAUGCAGGCAAUACUGAAUGUUUCAGCCAUGCAUGAUGAGCUUGUGAAGGAGCUGCUGGUGUCUCUUGGGAAGAUACCCAUCCUGAUCCAUGAGCUGAUCCUCGUGGAGGUGUGGAAGCAGAAAGUGUUUCCCAUCUUUUGUCAGCUGCAGGACUUCAAUCCCAAGGACACUUUUCAUCUGUACAUGGUGAUCCACCAUGAAGCCACAAUCAUAAACCUGCUUGAGACAAUAAUGUUUCAUAAGGAUUCAUGUGAAGCAGCUGAUGAUUCUCUGCUUGACUUGGUGGAUUACUGCCACCGUAAACUCACCCUGCUGGCCAGUGAAGCAACCAGGGAGGGUUCACUGACUCAUGACCAGUCCAACGUACUUGUCCACAGUACCCCUAUAGAGGACCUGCAGCGGCAGAGUGCUGCAUUGGAGUUUGAAAUCUCCCUGAAAGCUGUAUCUGUGCUGUGCUCCAUCACAUAUAACCCUGAGAGUAUCAGUGUUGUAAGUCGCAUGCUGUGCACGCACAACAUGCCUUGUGUGUUGGUUCAGCUGAUUGACUCCUGUCCUUGGAGUUGCUCCAAACAAGGUCAGGUACAGAAGUACAUUAAUGGCAAAUGGCAGACGAUCCCAGCUGAAGACCAUUCAAAGAUGACUAAACUAGAUGGUCAAGUCUGGAUUUCCCUUCACAAUCUUUUACUGAAGGAAGACUGCCAAAAAAAAUAUGACUUCAACAGUUUUAACAAGAACCAGCUUCUAAAGCUCAGGAGUUUCUUGACAGACGUACUGAUAGAUCAGCUACCAAACUUGGCGGAGCUUCGGCGUUUCCUUGCUCAUCUCGCCAUUACAGACCCAACGCCUCCAAAGAAAGAGCUAAUCUUAGAGCAGAUCCCUGAAAUGUGGAGCAACAUCGUCAAAGAGAACUCUGGGAAGUGGAAGGCAAUAGCGAAGUAUCAAGUGAAAGAAAUAUUCAGCCUUUCUGAGAGCGACCUGAGACAACAUGCCCAGAGGUUAGCCCAGACAUACAACUUGGAUGUGAUGGAAAAUUUACUCCCUGACAAGCCAAAAUGUGGAUCCUGUGGGAAGGAGGCUUCCAAGAGAUGCUCUCGGUGUCAGGGAGAGUGGUACUGCCACCGAGAGUGCCAGGUGAAGGAUUGGCCUAAACACAAGGAAGCCUGCCAGCUCUGAGGCCAAGGAGAAGAUCCAGAGGGACCUUCACACUGAGACUGAGAGGAAGACUGUUUGAACCAGAGGCUGAUGGGAGAGAGUUCACAGAUAGUUGGAAAAUAAAUCUCACAUGAUGCAAUAGGAUUAUUUUUU